Molecule: messenger RNA, 879 nt
Organism: Haemonchus placei
Lineage: Eukaryota; Metazoa; Nematoda; Chromadorea; Rhabditida; Trichostrongylidae
Source: the annotation of a GenBank genome assembly
AUGUUUUCAGCUUCCAUCUGCUCACUCCCACCAAUUCCUGGGUAUGGCGAUUGCAACACUGACCAUGAGGAACACUUUUAUUUCGAUAAAUACGAGUUAAGGUGCAAGAAAUUUUUGUUCAUGAAUUGCCUUGGUGGUAACGAAAAUCGAUUUGUCACGGAAGCGCAGUGCAAUCGUUUUUGCCAAAGUUCAGCGUGUGCAGCUGGUGAAGCAGUAGCUGUCUCCUCAUCAGGAGUUCCACUCAUCUGCGAUAAGCCGUCGAUUUGCCCACAUGGAUACAAAUGUGUCUACAACAAGCUUUUCAACAGACACCACUGCUGCGGAUUUUCUAACAAUGGUGGCGUUUGCCCCGUGGAUUCCGUGUCGUACACCUCUCUGGCUACAGGAGCCGCUUUGCGUUGCAUACCAUCAACUCGCAGUGAUUCGUGUCCAGAAGGAUUCAUUUGUGUAGGAAAAGGACAGAGUGGAUAUUGUUGCAAACCAAAAGGAUGGUGUCCGAACGACUCACGACCAUUCUCGAGUCCUAACAAUGGCCAACCGCAGAAGUGUACUGUAGGAGUGACAGUAUGCAGGCUGGUAAAACUAUAUGUUGAACUGUUCCAAACUCUUAUUCACAGACGUCACUCUGGACUUCCAUUGCCAGGCACCAACCAACCCACGAAUAUUCCACCAAUGCGAUCAGUCGUCUUCGAUCUAAUGACAGUGCUAACGUGCCCAGAUGCGCUGUCACCUUCAUACCUCACCAAUUCCCAGCUCAUCAUCGAAUGCACGGAAACAGAGCAAUCAACUACCACGUGCCCAGCGCCUGCAAGAUGUGUCAGAGCUCCUAGGGAUGUGCUACGUCGAUCCGUAUGCUGUUCCGGCUUCAAUGGAAGUUAG